Messenger RNA from Closterium sp. NIES-65, 2418 nucleotides. The record is from the annotation of a GenBank genome assembly. Lineage: Eukaryota; Viridiplantae; Streptophyta; Zygnematophyceae; Desmidiales; Closteriaceae.
AUGUGUAGGUUCCAGGUUCCCCCACCUACUUGGGACCUCGUGUAUGCUCCCAUGCUGCUGGGCCUACUGGUGCUGCUGGUGGCAGUGCUGCUGUCCACCAUGAUUGCGGUGUUGGCUUGGAAAAGACGAAAUAUAGAGGAGGAUGUGAAGGAGAUUCAGGUGUGCACGGCCAUCUUGGAGAGAGCUGAGCGGUCCAAGAGUGAGGCGGUGGCCAGCACGUCGCAUGAGCUGCGCACCCCAAUCAUUGGCAUGAUGGGCAUGAUAGAGGAAUUGUUGGAGUCGCCAUUGGAGGAGUGGCAGCGGGCCGACCUGGUAGAUGCAAGGGCGUGUGCGGGCGAGACGGUGGAGCUCAUCAACCGAGUGUUGGACCUCGCCAAGCUGCAGGCCGGCAGGCUGCAGCUCGAGACUCUCCCCUGCUGCCUGCGCCGCAUCUUUCGUGAGGCGACUACAUUUGCGCCAGGGAAGAACUUACCAGCAAGUGCCAUGAACAACACGGCAACAGGCCACAUAACCAUCCGUGUUUCGUGCAUUCCCCCUCCACACGUCGCCAGCACGCCACCUCCACCCGCUGCUGUCCCAGGCGCCACACAAGCCUCCUCUCAGCCGCCCCCACCAGCCUCAGCGUGGCAUCAGCUGGCCGGCUGUGUGCAGCGCUUCCCUCCUCACACUCGCCUGCUCUGCCUCCCCCAGCACUGCCCGGCCAGCCAAGGGGGGCCUGUGGGCAACAAGGAUGGGCAGCCGUGUGGGCAGGUGCACAGCAGAGACAGUGUAGGCAGUGCAGAUGACAGGCAAGGGGGGGGUGGGCAGUUGGAGGAGGAGGUGAGGGAGUGGGUGGAGGGGGCGUGUGCUGUGAGGGAGGAGGGCGAGUGGAUGGUGGUGGUGGCAUGUGAAGACACGGGCAGUGGUAUACCACCUGAGGAGCUGUGGGGGUUGCUGGACCCACAUGGCAUGCAUGGCGGCGGGCAACAUAAAGUCAUGGAGAGAAUUCGGUCGCUGGGGAGGGCGGAGUCAUGGAAGAGCCUAGGGAGUUUUGAGUCGACUCAAAACUCAUUCGCUUGCAAAUUCCUGGUUUUGAUUUGGCAGGAGAGAAUACGGUCGCUGGGGAGGGCGGAGUCAUGGAAGGGCCUGGUGAAGUCGUCAUCGUGGCGGCAGAGGGAGCGCAGCACGUGGGAUCCGAUGCAGCGCGAUCGCAAGGCAGCUGCUGGCCCCCGCUGGACGCCCUACCCUGUUCGCUUUCUGCUCUCCACCUCCCUUGUGAGCUUCCUGCUCUCCACCUCCCUUGUGAGCUUCCUGCUCUCCACCUCCCUUGAGCUUCCUGCUCUCCACCUCCCUUGUGAGCUUCCUGCUCUCCACCUCCCUUGUGAGCUUCCUGCUCUCCACCUCCCUUGUGAGCUUCCUGCUCUCCACCUCCCUUGUGAGCUUCCUGCUCUCCACCUCCCUUGUGAGCUUCCUGCUCUCCACCUCCCUUGUGAGCUUCCUGCUCUCCACCUCCCUUGUGAGCUUCCUGCUCUCUACCUUCCUUGUGAGUUCCCUAGCACAUCCGUAGCAGAGAUGCGGGGGGGCAUGGCAGUGCUGUCAGACGCCGCCACAGGCACCACCAUUCUGCUGGCGCUGCCCAUGGGGGAACAGAAGGACGCCAGCAGCACAGGAGUGGGAGAUGGGAGUGGUGAGGAAGCUGGCAAGUCAGCACAGGCUGGUGAGGAGGAGCGUGUGGAGCAAGAAAGCGAAUCGCAGGGAGGCACGGAGGGGCCAGCCAGUACUACCGCGGCUCUCCCUCACUCUCUCCCUCACUCUCUCCCUCACGCUGCUGCCGCUUCGCAACCAACUUCGCCGCCACAACAAGCAGCAGCGACGCAGCCAGCCUCGCCGCUGGUGCGGGCACGCACGUUCCCAGAAGUGGAGUUGGAGAGGGCCGUGGGGGAGGCGGAGCGGGUGGUGCGGGGGGUGGUGGCGGGGCGGGGGGUGGCGGUGGUGGAUGACAACGCGGUGAACCGCAUGGUGGCGCGCAGAACGCUGCAGGGCUACGGGGCGCACGUGCUGCUGCUGCCCUCCGGGGAGGACGCGCUGCAAGCGCUCUCCUCUGCCGCGCCCUCCCCGCCCAUCCACCUGCUGCUCCUCGACCUCCACAUGCCGCCCGGCAUCGACGGAUUUGAAACGGCUCGUCGAGUGCGUGCUUUGGAAAAUGCACAGCAGAUGAAAGUGGAAACGAAUGCAACAGAGAUAUGUGAAGUAGCCGAUACGAGGGUAGAUGAUGCAUCAAAACAGCGGCUUUGCAUCAUAGCAUUGACUGCGGACUUGGAUGCAGGGAUCAAGAGAGCAUGCUUAGAGGCGGGGAUGGAUGGAGCAGUGAGCAAGCCGAUAGUGGCUCAGGAGCUUGCUGCAGCGCUCUCAGCUGCAGGGUUAGUACAUAUUUUGUAG